AUGGAAGAAAUUUGGCAGGAAUAUGCUAUCAUCCCCGAAUGUCAGGAUCGGUCAUACUCUGAAAAAGAAUAUACAACUUCUCGGGAGGAGAAGAUGUGGGAUCCGAAUGUGAAUGUGGAGGGUUGGUUCUAUCACUAUACUCUGGUAGCCCGAACUGCUUUAACAUUGAAGCAGCAACAUGAGGGCAUUCCAGACACGGAUGCAAUAGAAAACUCGUGUUCUGAUGUUGCGGAACAAUACAUAUCGGAUGUUCUUCACGACAUCAACUAUGAGCCGCACGAAGCGCUGCAAAUGAUAUGUAUUCAAGAUAUACCGCAGAAAGUCCUUAACAAAUGGAAGCCAGAGGAUAUGGAAGAUUUUACCCCCUUCUACUACGUGUGGAAACGAAGCAGUAUGGCAGAAGCUUGGAGAAAGUCUCGUGCGAUAAUUAAAGCCAAAAAACGUAAAAUGGAGGAGGAACGUCUUAGGAAACAGUCGAAUAACAAACCUCCUUGUAAUCUGUCGAAUGGCAGAGUUAUAAGCAUUACUGUCCUAUACCGUACCGUGCAAAGGAGUAUUGGCCAAUCAGCUGGUAGUGGGGAGGCGGACAGCUCAUCCUUCUUCGAAGGGCUACGGGUCCAAAGUACCAAAUCCGUAAUAAAAUUUCCUAUUAGUCCCGCACUUGCAGUCGUAGUAAUAACAUCGGUACCUAGACAGAAAGAUGUCGAGAAAAUCGGCUGCACAUUGUUAAAAUUGCAGGAAUAUGCUAUCAUCCCCGAAUGUCAGGAUCGGUCAUACUCUGAAAAAGAAUAUACAACUUCUCGGGAGGAGAAGAUGUGGGAUCCGAAUGUGAAUGUGGAGGGUUGGUUCUAUCACUAUACUCUGGUAGCCCGAACUGCUUUAACAUUGAAGCAGCAACAUGAGGGCAUUCCAGACACGGAUGCAAUAGAAAACUCGUGUUCUGAUGUUGCGGAACAAUACAUAUCGGAUGUUCUUCACGACAUCAACUAUGAGCCGCACGAAGCGCUGCAAAUGAUAUGUAUUCAAGAUAUACCGCAGAAAGUCCUUAACAAAUGGAAGCCAGAGGAUAUGCAACUCUUCACGGAUGGCAUCAUGAAAUACGGCAAGAAUUUUUCAAUCAUUAGGAGGAAGAUGGUUCCGCAUAAACGAGUAGAAGAUUUUACCCCCUUCUACUACGUGUGGAAACGAAGCAGUAUGGCAGAAGCUUGGAGAAAGUCUCGUGCGAUAAUUAAAGCCAAAAAACGUAAAAUGGAGGAGGAACGUCUUAGGAAACAGUCGAAUAACAAACCUCCUUGUAAUCUGUCGAAUGGCAGAGUUAUGACGCGCAGCGCGACUGCCGCUGCGAAACUCGCUCUCCAAAAUAGCGAGGGGACAGAUAACGACAGUAAGUCGUCUACAUCGACAAGUCCAUCGGAGAAGGACGAAAAAACUUCUAGUACAGCAGAGUCCACGGAUUCUCCGGGGGAACAUGUCCAAAAAACGGAAAAUGGAUUACCCGAAUCUGCUAUCUUGGAAAAGUCUCCGAUGAAGAACAAGCAAAUUUCUGAUAGCUGUGGAAAACAAAGAGCUAAAAGGAAAUUGUCAAUCCCACGCAAAAUCGUUAACUUCGAUGAAAAAUCUGCGGAUGAAGCCGAGGAAAUUAAGUGCGUCCCAGCACCCAUUAUACCGCAGUGGAAAAGACAAAGAAGAAUGAAGAACACGUUGUUUAAUAAUAUUCGAGCGUAUAUCAGUGUGAUUUGCAAUUGCCAAUGUAAAUAGUUAGUUUCAAUUAGAUCUGAUGAACUUUUGUACCAUUUUAUAAGACACAACGAAAGAGCAAAAUAAUUGAAACAUAUUAUCAUUAUAAGUUGUUACGGAUUUUGCGAAAUACUCGGAUAUUUUGGGAAUUGAAGAAGUUGGUGUCAGUACAAGACAGUUCCCUAGUAGUUAAUUUAUAUAGGUGUGCAUUAUUGCCACAAUUAAGCAAUUUUGUAUAAUUUAGUACUUAUAACUUAGUAUGUAUAUCUUUUCAUUUAGAUAUUUUUCUCGACGUGCAAUACACUUCACCCAGUAAGCAACAUCGGAGUGUGAUAUUGUUAGAAUUUUUAUUCAUGUUUGUAGUAUAUGAUGGUCAAGAAAUUGUCGAUGAAAGGGCGAAAGUAAUCUACUGCAUUUUUAAAUAUUCCACUUUUAUUGCAUACGAUCUGUGUCAUUAAAUGAAAUCCUUUGUAAUUAGAUGCUAGCACACUGUAAGCAUGUAACAGCGAGAUUUUCUUGAGACGAGGCGCCGCGUGUUUGGAAUAUGGUGUAUGGAUGUAUGUGUUUCUGUAUGAGAGAG
Bombus impatiens (common eastern bumble bee) is the source of this 2317-nucleotide messenger RNA. RefSeq lists its product as uncharacterized. Gene Ontology annotation, biological process: negative regulation of transcription by RNA polymerase II. Gene Ontology annotation, cellular component: nucleoplasm. The transcript has 6 exons. Gene Ontology annotation, molecular function: histone deacetylase binding; transcription corepressor activity. Bases 1 to 1758 code for a protein of 585 amino acids. NCBI's taxonomy places the organism in Eukaryota, Metazoa, Arthropoda, Insecta, Hymenoptera, Apidae. The record is from RefSeq and is a predicted model, not a curated record.